Adineta ricciae is the source of this 465-nucleotide messenger RNA. The record is from the annotation of a GenBank genome assembly. Lineage: Eukaryota; Metazoa; Rotifera; Eurotatoria; Adinetida; Adinetidae.
AUGGGUUUAGCACCAUGUAUCAUUUCAUUUGUCCUGGGUCUUUUGGCAAUCGAUAUGUUCUGUGAUCAUUAUUUAUUCGUGUCCACGUCUCUUUCGUCCGAACAAUUGCAAACAUGUACCUCGUAUUAUCAAAACGCGUUUCGUCAACCGUGGUACACCUCCUUGACGACACUCGCUCCGAUACUAAUCGGUGCUUUGAUUAUGCUUCGAAAUAUAGUACGAACAAUUUAUGAUACAUUGAGUGUACCAGUGUUUCUUGGAGUUGUCGCUAUUUUCAUCCUUAAAAUUCAAAAGUCGAUUGAAUCAAUUUCGGUUGAUCUUCAAGCAAACGAUAAAACAAAAGAGAAAUAUCUACGAGAAAUCGCUGACAAUCAUGCGAUCAUCGGAGGAUUGCUAAUCGUAUUGUUGAUAUUGCAGAUCUUGGCAGAAAAACGAGUUCAUAAUUUGAAAAAGAAACAAGCAUGA